AUGGCGACGACUGUAAACCCAGUCCCCAACAGAACAACUGUGACCGUGAUUGCCGUGUGGUUACUCGUGCUGCUGACCUCCCCCGUUGUACCGUAUCUCGGCUACAAUUUCAUUAGGAGCAUCGCAAAUGGCGCUUUCGUUGGUUUUUCAAAUCUACAGAACCUCUAUAUAAACAACAACUUUAUAACCACCCUCACCAACAGGUCAUUCUCCGGGCUCUCCAGUCUUCAGGAGCUGGACCUUAGUCAUAAUAGAAUAGGAAUGAUGCAGGGCGGCGCUUUUAGCGACCUAUCUAAUCUUUAUUUUCUAAAUCUCGGCUACAAUUUCAUUAGCAGUAUUACAAAUGGCGCUUUCAUCGACCUGUCAAGUCUAGAGAACCUCUAUAUAGACAACAAUUUCAUAACCACCCUCACCAAUGGGACAUUCUCCGGGCUGUCCAAUCUUGACUGGCUGGACAUUCGAAACAAUCUAAUCAGAAAUGUUCCCAGUAGCACUUUUAACGAACUAUCCAACCUCUAUGGUCUGGAUCUCUCCUACAAUUUUAUCAGCAGCAUCGCAAAUGGCGCUUUCAUCGGCCUGUCAAGUCUAGAGGACCUCUAUGUGGAAAACAACUUCAUAACCGUCAUCACCAACGGAACAUUCUCCGGGCUAUCUAAUCUUCAGGAGCUGUAUAUUGGUCAUAACCGCAUCCGAAAAUUCUCCGGUGGGGCUUUCCAUGGCUUAUCAAGGCUUUCAUGCCUUUAUCUCUACUACAAUUUCAUCAGCCACAUCACAAAUGAAACUUUCGUCGGUCUAUCCAACCUAGAAUUUCUUCACCUUGGGCACAAUUCCAUCACAAGCAUUACCAGUGGUGCUUUCACCGGUCUGCCUAAGCUUUGGAAUCUUAAUCUCCGUAACAAUGGCAUCACAAGUAUCUCCUGUAGCACGUUCGUCAGUCUACCAAACCUAUAUAAAUUGGUACUCGACAAAAUCGUCAUAACUACCAUCACUGGAGUCGUUUUGCCAAACCUUGAAUCCUUAUAUCUUCGGCAUACUCGUGGCAUAGCAAGUGUCACGAGUGACCUUUUCAUCGGUCUCCCGAGGCUACAAGAAUUGUAUCUGCAGUAUAGUGGCAUCACAAGUAUAGCAGGAGGAGCUUUCAGUGGUCUGUCCAAUCUUGAGUAUCUGCAUCUUGACAACAGCGACAUAACAACUAUCACCAGUGGAGCUUUCAGUGGUCUGUCCAGUCUUAGGUAUCUGUAUCUUGACAACAACGACAUAACAACUCUCACCAAUGAAACUUUUAGUGGUCUGUCCAGUCUCCGUUACCUGCAUCUUAAUAACAACGACAUAACAAAUAUUGUCAGUGGUACUUUCAGCAAUCUUUCUAGUCUUUGGUAUCUAUACCUUUACAACAACAGCAUAACAAAUAUCACCAAUGGAACUUUUAGUGGUCUGUCCAGUCUUAAUGGACUGGGUCUUAAGAGCAACGACAUAAAAAAUAUCACCAGUGGAGCUUUCAAUGGACUGUCCAGUCUUCGUCAACUGAAUCUUCACAACAACGACAUAACAACUCUCACGAGUGGAGCUUUUAGUGGUCUGUCCAGUCUUCGGUAUCUGUACCUUGAAAACAACGACAUAAAGUAUAUCGCCAAUGGAGUGUUUAGUGGUCUGUCCAGUCUUUUUCAUCUGUACCUUCAAAACAACAGUAUAACAGAAAUCGCCAGUGGAGCUUUCAGUGCUCUGUCGAGUCUUUCUGAACUGUACCUUGAGAACAACGACAUUACGACUCUCGUCAGUGGUACGUUUAGUAAUCUAUCCAGACUAUUAACUCUGGAACUUCAGAAUAAUGACAUUGAAAAUAUCGCCAGUGCUGCGUUCAGUGGGCUUGGCAAUCUUCGGAAACUAAAUCUUGAUGACAAUAUCAUAACCAACAUCAGUAUUGACACUUUCAUUGGACUGUCCCGUCUUCAGUAUCUGUACCUUCGUAACAACAAAAUAACAACUAUCGCCGGUGACACUUUCAGUGCUUUGUCCCUUCUUAUAUAUCUGUACCUUCAGAACAACGACAUUACAACCAUUGGCAGUGGCACUUUCAGUGGUCUGUCUAGUCUUUCUGUACUAGACCUUCAAAAAAAUGACAUUUCAACCAUCAACAGUGGUGCUUUCAGUGGGCUUGGCAAACUUCGCACUCUAAAUCUCGAUGAUAACACUGUGAUCACCAUCCAUUAUGGCACCUUUACGGGUCUGAUCAAUCUUUCACGUCUGUAUUUUCGUAACAACGCCAUCAAAACUAUCGACAUCGGUACUUUCAGUGAUCUAUCAAAUCUUCGACGUCUACAUCUCGAUAACAAUGUCAUCUCAAAUAUCCCCAACGGUACUUUCAAUGGACUGUCCAGACUUUAUGAGCUUUCCCUCAACAACAACACUAUACCACAGCCAAGCAUCAGUUUUAUCUUUGGCCCGUCCAAUCUUGAAUACCUGUACCUUCAGAACUGUGGCAUAACAAGCAUUGACAGUAUCACUUUCACCGGUCUUCCUGGACUUAGCUCCCUGUAUCUAGACGGCAAUCUCUUAACCAACAUAUCCGGUAUUCUAUUCACACCGCCUAAAACUAAUUUAACAAAUCUGUAUCUUCGCAACUGUGGCAUUAUAAGUGUCAACAGGGACAGUCUCAGGAAUCUACGAAGUCUUUCCUCUCUACAUUUGGACAACAAUUUAAUAUCCAACAUUGAGAACGGCACAUUCAUUGGUCUUUCCCGUCUUAGAACCCUCAAUCUUCAAAACAAUUCUAUAUCCAACAUCGAGAAUGGCACAUUCAUUGGCCUAUCCCGUCUUCAAACCCUCAAUCUUCAGACGAAUUCCAUAUCCAACAUCGAUGAUGGUGCAUUCAUUGGUUUAUUCAGUCUUGAAACCCUCAAUCUUGCCAACAAUAUUCUGUCCCAUAUAGCACGAGUCCAUUUCAUGGACCUGUCGAAUCUUCAAAAGAUGAAUCUUAAGAACAAUAACAUACGUCACGUCGAUGCCAGGGCCUUCUCUUAUAUUCUAAAUCUAGCAGAGCUGUAUCUUGACGGCAACCCCUUAGGAAACCUAACGGAUGACCUCUUUGUCCACAUACCCAAGCUACAUGUUAUCAGUUUAGUCAGAUGCAAACUCACCACCGUACCGACCUUGCCGCCAUCUAUCAAAUCAAUCCAUCUUGGUGGGAACCCAAUACAAGUACUACAGUCGGGAGAUUUCAACGACCUGAAAAACCUUCUGAAUCCAGAUAUUUGCAACCAAUACGUGAAAGCACAGGCAGAUUACGAUCAAAUAGAUGAGGACGACCACUCCUACUUAGACUAUUUCGACUACUACUACUAUUACAACGAAUACGACGACAACUGUGACUACAGUAGAUCAUACAAGAAUGCAACAGAUUACCCGAUCACCACUAUAGCGAGAGGGGCGUUCACCAACCUCGAUCAUCUGACGGUUAUAACGUUACGGGGUAACGGCAUCAUCAACGUUUUGCCUUUAGCUUUCGUCAACCUGCCAAGCCUGGUCGAUGUAGAUUUGAGUUACAAUGAGAUCGCCUAUCUACUUCCAGACACAUUUGUGGACGUACCACGUCUUCGGUUCCUGUAUCUCCAUGGCAACAAGCUCACCGCCCUUCCACCGGAGCUGUUUGGCACACUGCCAGCACUGGAAAAAGUCACUCUGUACAACAACCCGUGGAGGUGUGACUGUUGGCUACGAGGCCUUGUAGAAUGGAUGAAUACCACAGACGUGACAUACGAGAGUCAGUCACCGGUUAAGUGCGCAUCGAGUCCAGUGCCGUCCCUGCUGAAUGUGUCACUGUCACAAGUGGAUCCCCAGUCACUGAUCUGCGAGCAGACCACAACACCGCAAUUAAUAUUAACAUCGACAGCUAUCAGCCACACCAGCACGAAGUUAGAAGAAAACACCAUUCCCUCGCCUACAAAAAAUACUGUUGUAACAGUUACCCCCAGCCUCUAUCCACCAAGAGAUGUCUCCUUGGUCACAACAGCCGCCACUGAAUUGACAGUUCAAUGGGAAUCUCCCUCUAACGAUGUCAUGGGCUACAUGAUCUCUUACAUGAACACAAAGAGUGGCCAAGUUCAGCGGAUCCAACUAAUUCAUCCAAGCGUCAAUUUCUACACUAUAUCUUACUUGUCUCCAGGUACAACAUAUCGCGUGUGUGUAGUCGCUCUGUAUACAGUGGGCAGAAGUACAGCAACAAACAACACGUGCAUCACGGUCACAACUAAAGAGGAUUCUGCAACAAGAGGCACAGGCACAGAUCAAACCCUGGUCAUAUCUCUGGCAGCAGUGAGCGUCAUCGCAGCGGUGUUCAUUGUGUUAACAAUCGUGAUGUGCAAGUUGAGGCGGAUGCAGCGGACUACAUCUACUACUACCCAUGAUACAGCACAGGACAUGCAAAUGGUGCCUCCGUCCAAGAACACCACGAACACCGACGUGGUACUGGUGACAACUCCAUCUGACAAUAGUCUGGACAUGGCGGUCGGGGGACCAACAGCAACCACUUCUGACGACCACUUCUACAUGCACCUGUUACAUUCCGACACACAAACAGAUGGCGCCACAAACAUAACUGAUGAAAGUGGUGCAGCACCCCUGGGUAGACAGUCUGACACUGUGGCCGCAACUUCCUCUGACAUGGCAGCCGGAGGACCAACACCAACCACUCCUGCCGACAACUUCUACAUGCCUCUGGUACAUCCUCACACACAAGCAAGUGGCAUCACAUCAGUAACAAUUGGCGAUAGUGGGGCAGCAUCCCUAGGUAGACAGUCUGACACUUUGGUGGCAACUUCCUCUGACAUGGCAGCCGGAGGACCAACACCAACCACUCCUGCCGACAACUUCUACAUGCCUCUGGUACAUCCUGACCAAAGUGGCGAAAGUGGGGCUGCAUCCCUAGGUAGACAGUCUGACAUCGCGGCGGCAACUGACAAUAACUUGGACAUUGCACCCCGUGGAUCAGCACCAAACACCCCUGGCGACCACUUCUACAAGAACGUGGCACAUCCUCGCACACAGGCAGGUGGCGUCACAGACCCAGCAGGAACAACUGGCGAAAGUGGGGCUGCAUCCCCAGGUAGGCAGUCUGACAGUGUACAUGUAUAUGAAGAUGUUAAUGAGACAAGACAGCAACAUGGUGGAAGUUUUGAGGACCAUGUCUAUCAGAACGAUGCACUGUAGUGUUAUAACGCUUACUGUUUCCUAUUUUAUAGUAUUAUCUAAUAUUUGUAUAUAAAAUCUGUAUCUUUAAUUCCUAUAGUGACAUGUAUUUUGUUCACAAGUAAUAAGGUUAGUCAAAUAAUUCUACAGAUUUUUUUCUUACUCUGAGAAAUCGUUAACUCAGAAAGUGUUUUGAUGUACAGUUAUUUUUUCAAUUAAGCAUAUUUCUAAAAUACGACAACCUACUGAUUGUGGGGCUUACUGUGCAAUUUUAUAAUUUUGCUCAGCAAAGUUAUAUACACUGGUGUUGGGGGUCAAAAAGAACUUAAGCAUUAUUGUAAUAAUCAUAAUA
Messenger RNA from Branchiostoma belcheri (Belcher's lancelet), 5536 nucleotides. Its product is annotated as chaoptin-like. The transcript is spliced from 3 exons. Gene Ontology annotation, molecular function: protein binding. The record is from RefSeq and is a predicted model, not a curated record. Bases 1 to 5205 code for a protein of 1734 amino acids. NCBI's taxonomy places the organism in Eukaryota, Metazoa, Chordata, Leptocardii, Amphioxiformes, Branchiostomatidae.